Messenger RNA from Mugil cephalus (flathead mullet), 4658 nucleotides. It is a transcript of the gene klc2, whose product is annotated as kinesin light chain 2. Gene Ontology annotation, molecular function: kinesin binding. The coding region runs from base 306 to 2195 and encodes 629 amino acids. The record is from RefSeq and is a predicted model, not a curated record. Gene Ontology annotation, cellular component: membrane-bounded organelle; kinesin complex; cytoplasm. The transcript has 15 exons. Gene Ontology annotation, biological process: microtubule-based movement. NCBI's taxonomy places the organism in Eukaryota, Metazoa, Chordata, Actinopteri, Mugiliformes, Mugilidae.
CUGGCUGAAGAGUCUGGGGAAAAAACAGCCAUUUUCGUCUAUUAGCUGUCACAGUGGAUGCACACUAGGAUAGCAUCACAUCUUUUUUUUUUACACGUAAUAAAAUCUCAUAGAGUAACCAACACCGUGAACAUUUUCGAGCUGGGGUCCUGUCCUCUACUGUCACUGUCAGUCCGGCGGCUUGACGUCCGUGGACUUGACGCAGGUCCGUCUGGUCUGGAGCAUCACAACAUUGUCCUGCCGCUUUGUUCGAGGGUCGCUAAACAUCGCACUUGUCUUCGAUGAAGUGUGAAUGAAACCAGGCUAUGUCCACCAUGGUGUAUCCACGUGAAGAAGCCCUGGAGCGACUGAGCCAGGAUGAGAUCGUCCUCAACACUAAGGCUGUGAUGCAGGGCCUGGAGACGCUGCGCGGCGAGCACGCCCAGCUCCUCAAUUCGCUGCUGGACUGCACCCAGCCGCCUGUCGCCCAGGAGAAGUCCGGCCUGCUCCGCAAGAGCCUGGAAGCCAUCGAGCUGGGCUUGGGAGAGGCGCAGGUGAUCAUCGCCCUCUCGAGCCACCUGAGCGCCGUGGAGUCGGAGAAGCAGAAGCUGCGCGCCCAGGUGCGCCGCCUCUGCCAGGAGAACCAGUGGCUGCGCGACGAGCUGGCGGGGACGCAGCACAAGCUGCAGCGCAGCGAGCAGAACGUCGCCCAGCUGGAGGAGGAGAAGAAGCACCUGGAGUUCAUGAACCAGAUCAAGAAGUUCGACGACGACGUCUCGCCCUCGGAGGAGAAGAGCCAGAGCUCGAGCGCGGGCAGGGGAGGCGGAGGGGACGCUUCAAAGGACAGCCUGGACGACUUGUUCCCCAACGACGACGACCAGGGAACAGCCCAGCCCAGCGGAGAAGUGGCGGCCCAGCAGGGAGGCUACGAGAUCCCGGUCCGCCUCAGGACGCUGCACAACCUGGUGAUCCAGUACGCGUCCGAGGGGAGGUACGAGGUGGCCGUGCCGCUCUGCAAACAAGCCCUGGAGGACCUGGAGAAGACGUCCGGGCACGACCACCCCGACGUCGCCACCAUGCUCAACAUCCUGGCCCUGGUGUACAGGGAUCAGAACAAAUACAAAGAGGCUGCUUUCCUCCUGAACGACGCCCUGGCCAUCAGGGAGAAGACGCUGGGGAAGGACCACCCGGCUGUGGCCGCGACCCUCAACAACCUGGCCGUGCUGUACGGCAAAAGGGGCAAAUACAAGGAGGCCGAGCCCCUCUGCAAGAGAGCGCUGGAGAUCAGAGAGAAGGUGCUGGGGAGGUAUCACCCCGAUGUAGGCAAGCAGCUUAACAACCUGGCCCUGCUGUGUCAGAACCAGAGCAAGUACGAGGAGGUGGAGUACUACUACAGACGGGCCCUGGAGAUCUACGAGUCUAAGCUGGGAGCCGACGACCCCAACGUGGCCAAGACCAAAAAUAACCUGGCCACGUGCUACCUGAAGCAGGGGAAGUUCAAAGAUGCUGAGGCUCUGUACAAAGAGAUCCUGACCAGGGCACACGAGAAGGAGUUUGGAUCCGUUAACAAUGACAAUAAACCGAUCUGGAUGCACGCAGAGGAGCGAGAAGAGAGCAAGGGUGAACGCAAGGACUCUGGCCCGUACGUGGAAUACGGAAGCUGGUACAAGGCCUGCAAGGUGGACAGUCCAACAGUGAACACAACCCUCAAAAGCCUGGCGGCGUUGUACCGUCGCCAGGGCAAACUGGAGGCAGCGGAAACACUGGAGGAGUGCGCCAGCAAGUCACGCAAACAGGGUAUCGAUGCCUUUAACCAGAGCAAGGUGGUGGAGCUGCUGAAGGACGGAGGAGCGGGAGGGAGCGACAGACGACACAGCAGGGAAGGAGUGAACGGGCCGGGGGGGCAGAGGGGGGAGAACGAGGGCGACGACUCCGCCGAGUGGAACGGGGACGGCAACGGGUCCCUGCGUCGCAGCGGCUCCUUUGGGAAGAUCCGCGACGCUCUGAGGAGGAGCAGCGAGAUGCUGGUGAAGAAACUGCAGGGGAGCGGACCUCAAGAGCCCCGCAACCCAGGAAUGAAGAGAGCAAGCUCCCUCAACUUCCUCAACAAGAGCACUGAGGAAACCACACAGGAUGCCAACUCUGGACUCUCAGACUGCAGGGGACUAAGCGCCAGCAACGUGGACCUAACCAGACGCAGCUCCCUGAUUGGCUAGACAGAGACAGGAGGCGGGACUCGGGAGAAGGGAGGCUCGGUUUGAUCAAACUACUCACUUAAAGCUCAAAGCGAGAUCAAACGCCUGCAGCAUAUUUUUUAAAGAACACUGAGGGGAAGAGAAAAAAAAAAAGAAUCACCACACUAAGCGUCAUCCCGUAAGACGUCGCCGCUUCGCUGUACAAACCUCGGCCACCAAUCAGAAAAAGAGAAUAUUUAGAUACACAUUUAUGAGCAUGCUGCUUACUAGAAAGUGGAUUGUCUGCACCUGAACGCCUCGUGUUUUCGAGUCUUAGCGCCGUAGCAAAGCAUCGUGUUCACAUCGACCUGCGCGUGCAGACACUCAACCUUUAGGUAGGCUCACUAUACUCCGGGUCCGGCUCAGAGAGACCCGCUGCACUUUGUACAUUUCACAAGUAGCAUGAACUAUCAACUGAUGCUAACAUCCAUCGGUAGAAAACUAGAUUUUAACUUAAAGUAAAAACAGGAUAAAAGCUUCUGGGAUUCUCAAAAACACCUUAGCACUAACCAUUCAACCUCACUAUUUGCCUUCUUGUUUUUUUUAUGUAUAUAGUUUUAAAUUAUUCCAUUCUUUGUAUAUAGUGCACAUGCUUUUCUUUUUGUUUACACUUUUAUUGGUUUAAAGGGGGAUCUUCGUUGAGAAACAAAUACUGAUAAUGUGAAGGGAGGAGGCGAUGGAAGGAACGAUGGAAGGAGAAGUGUUCAGGUGAACGCUGGUCACAGAUGCUGAUAAAUGAAUUACCUCGGUCACUGAAACCUGCUCCUAGCCCUCAAGGUUUCAGUCUCAACUAUAACAGUGCACUUUGAGUGUAACGGUACUGAUAUUUACUGAUGGUAGCGAUCACUGCGUCCUAGUUGACGUAAAAACCUCUUCAAAUGAACUUUCUCGAUGCCUCGUCGAGUGAAUCCUGCAGGAGAAGGUUCAUUUGAAAGCACAUUUACAAAUAAACCUCAGCAUUUCUCCUAAAAACUACCUAUGUGGUAUCACGGGAAGUUCAAUCAAACACAAUAAUCAACACUUUCAGGUACCCUUGACUGACGAGAAUAUAAAUAUUCAUAAGCCUGAAUAAAAUUGGAGGAAAAUGAUGUUGAAGAAAUGUCUGAAAGACUUAGUUUACAAUCAUUACAGCAGGAUACGAGAGGCUUAAUCAGCCCUCGGUUAAGAAUAUGGGGAAGGAUCUUUAUUAUUUGUUAAAGGCCGAUGCAGUGCAUCAGCUUCAACACGUUUACGUUCAUCAACAGGAUUCCUCUUGUGUCUUGUUUCGAUGUUCUUGGCCUCAUUUACCUUUUGCUGUUUGUACAUAACGAUCGCCACUGCUGAGUUUUUAAAUGCCGACCCGGGUGGAUUCCAUCAGCGGGAAUCAAAGAUCCAAUCCACCCGCGGUGAAUUAUUGUCGUGUUUUUUUCUGGCUCUGAGCUUUUAUGUUGAAGGUUAUUUGAAUGUUAUUUUUAAUGUUGAGUGCGGAGGCAUUGACACUGGGUCGUCCUCUUUCGCUGUUUGCAAUGAGAUAAACUCCACCAAAAUAAGAACACUACCAAGAGAACUGUCCACCGAAUGUACACGUCUUAUUGAGCUGAAAUUAGACUCGGCGUGGUCACGUCAUCGGCCUUUUUUCGCUUUCUUACGAGACGCGAGAAGGCCAGAAAAGGUGGACGCAGCCUGACCGUGGUUUCGAGGCGCAGGUUUAUCGCGAAGGCGUCCUGUCAAACGCUGGUGCGUGCACACCAUCGCCGUAUGCCCGGAUGAACCCAAGUCACCCUCCUUGAAAUCAUGAAAUCAGCAGAAACGUCCACACUCCCCGAGUCUAAGAAGUGCUCAUUUUCCUAUCGGCUUCUGAAUGUGCGAGGCGGCCCAGGACUGGAACUGUAACAAAGAAAUGCAUGCUUGAAGGAAAGGGGAAAAGAAAGUGAAUGGAAGUGCUUUGGGAGGACUGCGGAAAAGGAAAAGUGCUUUAAGUGUCGUUUGCAGCAAAUAAUGUACAGGAGUCUCUGUGUAUCACCUCUAUGUACAUGUUCUACAAAACAAAUCACUCAACACUGUGUAGCUGUGUACGAAUAAGUUAGUAAAACACUAAUUUGUAGCUGAGGAUCCAAUAAACGUCAUUUCCAGUAUACACUAUUAAUCGGUCACUUAUUCACCCUGGGUUGGUUCAGUGUGCAAACUCCAUGAACAUAGGAGCUCCUAUUUUGUCCAAAUGCUUGUAAAUAAUUGUCUUGAAUCACUGUUGUAGGUAGGAAAUGAUCCAAAGCUUAGAAAAUCAAUCAAAUUCUUUCUUUUUUGUGCUUCUUGUCCACACACUUAUGGAGAUCAGUGCAUCUACUCAGAGCCGUGUUAGUCAUCGAGGGUCUCGUGGGAACUGGUUGAUGGAUCUAACUGUGACGGGGGCCAACCUGAUGUGUAUUUUAUCAAAGGUUCAAUAAACACAAAUUCCACUUUUCAAAC